Messenger RNA from Musa acuminata AAA Group (dessert banana), 917 nucleotides. RefSeq names its product protein SHORT HYPOCOTYL IN WHITE LIGHT 1. Lineage: Eukaryota; Viridiplantae; Streptophyta; Magnoliopsida; Zingiberales; Musaceae. The record is from RefSeq and is a predicted model, not a curated record. The transcript has 4 exons. Gene Ontology annotation, biological process: regulation of abscisic acid-activated signaling pathway; negative regulation of photomorphogenesis. The coding region runs from base 37 to 639 and encodes 200 amino acids.
AAGACAUUAACUGCUCCACCUUUGCUGUCGUAUCCCAUGGCGGCUUCCUCUGUUUCCGUUUCUUUCUCCUCUUCUCGCCUCCGAUGGCCGCGCCCCUCCAGUAGCCACCGUCGCCGCGAUCUCCUUCUUCGUUCGCUCGCUCUCCCUCCUUCCUCUCGGCUCUCUUCCCCUCUUCCGUAUGCUUCCAAGAGGUUCUCCACUUAUUCCCAGGAGGCAGUGGCUGUGGUUCCCGACCCUCGGGCGUGGGUUGGCGAUCUCGGCGGCCAAAGUUAUGGGGAGGACGACGACGAUGAUGACGAUGAGGAUGACAGGAGUUUGGAUCUGCUCGCGAGGUUCCUACACAGUGUGUUCCGAAAGAUCUCUCGACGGGCCAGAAGGGCCGUCCGGGCGAUGCUGCCUCCUGCCAUUUCCACUAAAUUGGUGGGGUUCUCGGUCAACGGGGUACUGAUACUGGCGUCCUUGUGGAUUCUCAAGGCCUUCCUUGAGGUUAUCUGCACAUUUGGAAGCAUGGUAUUCAUAAGCAUCCUUCUCGUUCGUGGAAUAUGGUCCGGAAUCUCUUACAUAAGGAUAAACCAAUACAGUUACAAAAACACCAUGGAUGACGAGGACAGCAGAUGGAGUGGUGUGCAGCCUACAUGAUUCGUCAGCCUUUUCAUUUUGAAGUUAAAACUUUAUGCUUGAGUAUGGGGAGAAAUGAGUUCCAGAUCUUGUGUCGAGAGGCAGAAAGAAUCGAAAGACCGUAAAUUCUUAGUGUACUGAUCAUGAGAACCUGCAUCAAUAUCAACCUUCUGUAACAGUCUUGCAUUGCUUUCACGAAAUUUACCCAUUGGAGAGCUAACUCUGCUGCUCUCGACACUGUAUUAUUUACUACAAUUCUGAUAUAUAUGCAAACAUAAUUUGGCAACACAAUCUGGACA